AUGUCCGGUCGAGAGAACCCGUAUGAACGGAAGUUCGACCAAGGCUACGCCCGACGAGAUAACGCAGGCGGGUACACCUUCCGCCAUGCCGGCCCGGGUAGUGAGCCUCACUCGUCGGAUUUUAACCGAUCGAGUAAGUCCGGCAAGUCAAACCAGUCGACCAAGUCGGCCAAGGAGAAGCGGGACGCGCGGAUCCUGGCGAACGACUUCACCCAAUCGCCGGAGGAUAGCUUCGAGGACGCCCACGACCGGACGUUCCUCGAGCUACCACAGGCUGAACCGGAGGUUCUGCACGGCCCAAUAGGUCGAGACGCAAACUCCGAGCCUGCGGCUGGACUUGUGCACCCAAUAGGUGCCUCGCCAGUCUUCUUCCCGGCCAUCACCCCAGACCAUGGAGCCUCGAGCCCGGCGCUAAGUAGCUCCGAGGCGUCACCAGACAUGGGUGACCCUGUGCAGCCCCAACAGGGCAGCAUGGCGGGACCGAAACCGAGGCAAGGCCAGAUGAGCCCGAGCCAGAUGAAGGUCCGUCAACGGAUUUACGAGCUGCAAAACCAGCUCUUGGCCGGACAAAACAUCGUCGAAUCGACGGAGAAUGUUCUGUCCCAGACGGUGGCUUCGCACAAACAGGAGCGCAAGAGGCUCACUGACGAACCUGAACGUGCGAAUGCUGUUAUUGAUGACCUCACCCAGGAGAUCGAACGGUUAGAGGCCCAGUUACAAGUAACUGAGGAGCCCUGCCGUCAUGAACAAGCCGAAGUCACUAGACUCCAGGACAUGCUGGAGCAGUCUCGGGCUGAAGUGGCCACCCUGCGCCAGGACUUGGAGCAGCGGUUACAGGCCCUCGGCUACUCCGAGGCUGGCUCGGCGGAACUCCUUAAGAUGUUCGACCGGGUGGAUGAGUAUCGCGAGGAGAACCAUCACCUUAAGCAGGGCAUCAUCGGCCUGGAGGGAGAGAUCGACGAGCUCAACUCAGAACUCGACUUCCUCCGGACGGCCUACGCGAACCUCCGGGAGAACCAGAACGACCCGGAGGGUAUAGCCUUAGACCUUCGGCUAUGCCAGGCCCAACUUGGCCAGCAGAUUCUCGCCCUCACCACCCAUCUUCAGAACGAAACAGCUCGGUUCGAACAGGCUCGCACCGAGAACCUCGCAGUCAUUGAGGCUCAACGAGCCCGGAUCACACAGCUUGAGUCCGAGAAAACCCAGUGGGAGAUGGACAAGGACCGUCUUCUGAAGUACCAACAGGAGCUUUACAACUUCGGUAUCGACCUAUCUAACCGGUACAACGACCUUGGUGACAAGUACAACCAGAUGUACCAGGAACGAGAAAACCUGGGCAUCGAGGUCGCAUGCCUGAAGGAAGAGAAGACAUAUCUCGAGGACUCCAUGACCGAGCAACCCCGUCCUACCGGACUACCCAAGAGCAGGAUAAAUGUCAGCAGAUUGAUGACUACCUGCGACGAGAUAACCCCCUACUGA
This is a messenger RNA of Paramacrobiotus metropolitanus, 1479 nucleotides long. RefSeq names its product myosin-9-like. The record is from RefSeq and is a predicted model, not a curated record. Bases 1 to 1479 code for a protein of 492 amino acids. Lineage: Eukaryota; Metazoa; Tardigrada; Eutardigrada; Parachela; Macrobiotidae. The transcript is spliced from 2 exons.